AUGAUUUCUUACACGAGAUCUAUCAAUCUCCUCCGCUCAAUCAGGGGCGUUCGUUCCAGGGUGGUAGGAACGUCCCGGGGCCUGGCAACUGCCUCCGAAGGGUCACAGCCAUACGAUGUCGUUGUCAUCGGAGGAGGACAUGCCGGCUCGGAAGCGUGUGCAGCCGCCGCUCGAACAGGGGCUCGAACGGUUUUAGUCACGCCUUCACGGUCGAAUAUCGGUGUAUGCUCGUGCAACCCUAGCUUUGGUGGCAUCGGAAAGGGCACGAUGAUUCGUGAAGUCGAUGCAAUGGAUGGAGUGGCGGGGCGCAUUAUCGACAAGGCAGGCAUCAUGUUUCGCACGUUAAACCAGUCCAAGGGCCCCGCGGUUUGGGGCCCUCGCGCACAGAUUGAUCGAGAUCUUUACAAGAAAUACAUGCAAGAGGAGCUUUCUUCAACAGAAGGACUCACUAUCCUCGAGGGCAAGGUCGCUGAUAUUGUUGUGUCUAAGGAAGAGUCGGUAGAUAGCCCUGGGUCGCAAGGCAAGAUUGUCGGGGUACGGCUGGAGUCAGGCGAGAUACUAUCUACCGGGCGGGUGGUGAUCACCACCGGCACGUUCCUUGGCGGAGAGAUUCAUAUCGGUCUGGAGGCUUACCCGUCGGGUCGGAUGGGAGAAGCGGCCACCUUUGGGCUAAGCAAGUCGCUUCGUGAGGCUGGUUUCCAGCUCGGUCGCCUGAAGACGGGGACACCGCCGCGGCUAGACAUGAAGACGAUCGAUUUUUCGGUCCUUGAAGUCCAACGGGGCGACUCUCCGCCGUCACCAUUUUCGUUCAUGAACGAUACUGUGCAGGUCGGGGACGAAGGCCAACUGACCUGCUGGCAGACGCAUACCAAUGAGGCAUCUCAUGAUAUCAUCCGUGCCAACCUGGACAAGUCUAUCCAUAUCCGCGAGACCGUCAAAGGUCCUCGGUAUUGCCCUUCCUUGGAGUCGAAAGUCAUUCGCUUCCCGGAGAAAAAGCAGCACCAGAUCUGGCUGGAACCAGAAGGAUUUGCACCCAACGAAGUGAUCUACCCGAACGGAAUCUCCAUGACUGUGCCUGCGGAUGUUCAAUAUGCCAUGCUACGGACCAUGCGGGGUCUGGAGAAUGUGCGGAUGUUGCAGCCCGGCUACGGGGUGGAAUAUGACUUUAUUGACCCCCGGAAUCUGCAGCCGACGCUGGAGACGAAACUCAUCAGCGGACUGUACCUUGCUGGGCAGAUCAACGGCACGACAGGGUACGAAGAGGCCGCGGGUCAGGGGAUCAUCGCGGGAAUGAACGCCGGCCUGGCGUCUCGUGGCCGGCAGCCUCUGACGCUGAAACGGUCGGACGGCUUCAUUGGGGUGAUGAUCGACGACCUCAUUACCAAGGGGGUCUCUGAGCCGUACCGGAUGUUCACCACGCGCAGCGAGUACCGAAUCACGACGCGGGCCGACAACGCCGACUCGCGGCUGACGCCCAUGGCGCACGCGGCGGGAGCCGUGUCCGAGAAGCGCUGGCGCCACUUCUGCGAGACCAAGGCGCAACUCACGGAGCUGCACAGCCUUCUAGCCAACACGCGGCUCUCUGCCCAGACAUGGGCGCGGCGCGGGUUCGGCGUGCGAAUGGACACCUCGGUGCGCUCUGCGCUCGACCUCCUCAACGUGCUCGGGGUGGACAUCGACAUGCUCAUCCCGCACAUCGAGGUCUCCGGCGCAGCCCCGGGGAGAGUGUACACGCCCAACUCAUUUGCGCCGGGGAUCCGCACCCGCGUCUCCAUCGAGGGCCGGUACGCGCCUAUCGUGAAAAGACAGGAGACCAUGGCGCGCCGCUUCCUCGCGGAGGAGAACCUUCUCAUCCCGCCGGAUCUGGACUACAAGCUCAUCCAGGGGAUCAGCACCGAGGAGCGCCAUGCGUUCGAGCGCGUGCGGCCCGUCAGCUUGGGCAUGGUGCGGCGGAUUGAGGGGGUUACACCUGCUGGGGCGCUCCGCCUCCUCUAUCACAUCCGGCAAAAAACUGGUUCUUCGAGUUCUAAAUCAGCCAAGCCUGUUCCUGAUGUUUAA
This is a messenger RNA of Penicilliopsis zonata CBS 506.65, 2058 nucleotides long. RefSeq lists its product as hypothetical. The transcript has 2 exons. Lineage: Eukaryota; Fungi; Ascomycota; Eurotiomycetes; Eurotiales; Aspergillaceae. Gene Ontology annotation, cellular component: cytosol. The coding region runs from base 1 to 2058 and encodes 685 amino acids. Gene Ontology annotation, molecular function: flavin adenine dinucleotide binding. Gene Ontology annotation, biological process: tRNA methylation; tRNA wobble uridine modification. The record is from RefSeq and is a predicted model, not a curated record.